This is a messenger RNA of Scatophagus argus, 3922 nucleotides long. RefSeq names its product leucine rich repeat and Ig domain containing 4b (gene lingo4b). The coding region runs from base 802 to 2616 and encodes 604 amino acids. NCBI's taxonomy places the organism in Eukaryota, Metazoa, Chordata, Actinopteri, Scatophagidae. Gene Ontology annotation, molecular function: protein binding. The transcript is spliced from 3 exons. The record is from RefSeq and is a predicted model, not a curated record.
UGGUUCAAGACUGUCAAGACUUCCGUUCUUAUCACUGGAAGUGGUUUUAUAUCACAUACUUGGAUCUAUUUCUGCUAUUGAAACAAACACGUCCUCAUACUGUCGCGCAUUUACAUGAACACAACGUAGUGGACAUUUGUCCCCGGUUAAAACGACAGGGACGAGAUUUCUCGGUUCUGGUGACAAAAGUAACGACGUUACAUGUCCCACCACUCGUUCCACGGGGAUUUAAGGCAUUACGGCGCGACACAUGGCGCAGAUCCAGCCUUAAAUCUGUGUGACUUCGGCUCCAGCUGAGCGGAGGGAUGGAGGAGCGGAGGGCGCAGCAUCAGCACAUCGGCGGUCAGAGCGCAGCAGCUUCUCCUCAUCACCAGCACGCACAACAAGACAGACGCGGACAGGGUCGACCUAAAUUAUAUUAGUAGCGCAAUUAUCCCCAAAUGUCCCCGAGGUAUUCGGCAGUCGGAAAGGGAAAUUAACGAAGAAGGAGGGCGAGGUGAAUUGCGCGACACUGAAGUGACAGAUGUUGGAAAAGUCUGGCUGAAGGUAGACAGAAGCGGAGGAAGGCGGGAGCGCAGGAGAGAAAGUGUCCUGAACAGAGAUGAACACGUUUUUGUGCCGGAGACCAACGUUAGAAGAGAUGGAAGCUCCGCUGCGCUGAACGCUUCACCUGGCUGCUGCAAAUGGCAUGUUACUGAGGAGAUCUGAUUUCUGCAAAGGACUUAACUCAAGUCUGAUUCCACCUUGACUGCCUCUGGUUAUGAAAAUCUGCACUCCGAGACUGAAACGGCUGGGGGUAAGAUGUUUGUGGAGUCAGUUGUCCGAUGGGGGGCAUGGAGCAUCCUGCUCCAGUUUGGAAUGCAUGUGUCUGCAGGAAGCUGUCCUCCACGCUGUGUGUGUCGACCUGAAGCUAAAGAAGUGAUCUGCUCCAGCAAACAUUUGAACUCUGUGCCAGAGGGCUUUUCCAGCGAUGCCAGGCGUCUGGAUUUAUCCCACAAUAAGAUUAAGACUGUGGGGCGCCGCCAGUUCUCUGGCCUCCUGCAACUUCAAGAGUUGGAUCUCAGUGAUAAUUUAAUCUCCAUGAUUGAGGUGGAGGCUUUCCAGGGCCUACAGAAUCUCAGGACGCUUCGUAUUAACAAUAACCGACUCAAAAUCAUCCCGGUUGGGGUGUUUUCUGGCCUGUCCGGUCUGCGCUUUCUGGAUUUAAGCCAGAAUGAGAUUCUGGUCUUCUUGGACUACACCUUCAAAGAGAUGGGGAACCUGCAAACACUGGAUGCCGAGGAGAAUGACUUGGUCUUCAUCUCCCAGCGGGCCUUCUUUGGUCUGCAGAAUCUGCAGGAGCUCAACAUAGACCGCAGCAACCUGACCUCUGUUCCCACUGAGGCACUGUCCCAGCUCCAGAGCCUGACACGUCUUCGCAUGCUACGUCUCACCAUCUCUACACUGCCCAACAAUGCUUUCCGACGACUCCACCGUCUGCGUAGCCUCCUGAUUGCCAACUGGCCAGCACUGGACACGCUGGCUAGCAACAGCCUGAUAGGUCUUAAUCUGACCUCACUUGUCAUCAGCAGCUGCAACCUAAGUGCUAUUCCUUACUCAGCACUUCGUCACCUGGUGUAUUUACGCUUCCUAGACCUGUCCUACAACCCCAUCACUGUUAUCCAAGGUAAUAUGCUAGGGGACCUUCUGAGACUCCAAGAGUUGCACCUGGCAGGAGGGAGCUUGCUACGAAUAGAGCCGGGGGCCUUUAGGGGACUGGCCUACUUUCGCAUGCUUAAUGUCACAUCCAAUCAGCUCACUACUUUGGAGGAGAGUGUCUUCCACUCUGUGGGGAACCUUCAGGUGCUGCGGUUGGAUGGGAAUCCCCUAGCAUGUGACUGCCGACUCAUCUGGGUUGUCCGCCGCCGAUUACGCUUGAACUUUGAUGGACAUCAGCCCACUUGUUCGUCUCCGGAUGCAGUGAGACAACGCGAAUUCAGAGACUUCUCGGAGAAGGAGCUCCCAAGGCUGUUUACCUGCCGGCCUGCCCGUAUCAUGGACCGCAGGCCACAGGAGGCAAGAGUAGAGGAGGGCACUACAGUUCUCUUCUCCUGUAAAGCUGAUGGAGAUCCAUUGCCAUCUAUCACCUGGAUCUCAUCCCAUAAGAAUGUGGUUUCUCCAACUGGACGAAUCAGAGUUUUGCCCAAUGGUACUCUUGAAGUGCGGUUUGCCCAAGUUCAGGACAGUGGCACAUAUCAGUGCCUGGCGGGCAAUGCGGCCGGCAAUGACAGCCUGACUGUCGGUCUGUACGUGAAGGGGCUCCCUCGUAACCGAACCAUCCCCUUUUUCUCAGAGGAGAGCUGGCCGGAGCCUUCAAAUCCCCAAGCUGCCAACUCUUCUGCUCAAAUGGCCAAGCCGUACCCAUUUGAUGCAAAGACCCUGAUCAUCGCCACCACAAUGGGCUUCCUGUCUUUCCUCAGCUCGGUGGCCAUCUGCUUUGUCUUCAUGUUCUUCUGGAGCCAGAGCAAAGGUCAGAUCAAACACACAGCAACUAUUGACUUUGUUCCUCGAUCUUCCAUGGGUGGUGGAGGAGGCGACGGAGGUGAUGGUGGCCGGUUCACCAUGAAACUUAUUUAAAAUGCAAAGGAAAAGGUAAAGGGGGUCUUCAUAUCGACUGUGAGCUCUUCCACACUAUGGACCCCCUAUUGGCACACUCAAGGAGAGAGACCUCCAUUUAAAGGCUCCUUUAGAAGGAAAAUCAGAGGCAGAAUGUUGAGCUUGUGCUCUUCUAAUUUUAGAGUGGAAAGUUAACAUUUCAGCUGCCACGUUGCUGUGUUAUCUAACUGAUGAAUUUAUCAUGACCCUGGAAUAGAAAGAUGCUAACAGAUUGUAGGCAGAGCUGUCUCAUGGUUGCCGUGCAUUUUCUUUUUCAACAACUUUUACUUUGAAUAAGCAAAUGACAACUUACUUACAGGUCUAAUGUUUUUUAUGUAGCAUGUAAUUAUAACACAUGAAACCAGUCAGGCACAUCAGUCAAAGGUUUCUGCAUUGACAAAAUCAAGUGCUUGCUUGAACAUCCACAUUGUACAAGUCUGCUCAGCUUUGUGUCUUCACUUGUCAAUACAAGCCAAGUAAACAUUUGCCCUGCUGACCCUCCAGUUGCUAUUUCUGUUUACCCACAGAGGAUCAUGUCAAAAGCUGCCAAUUCAGCUUUGGCAGUGAGACUUUAACAAUUGACUGUAAGAAUUUUACAUGUGAAUAUGUGACUACAGUGCUUUUGAUACUUGCACUAAAUAAGUGGAAUAGGCUAGUAAGACUAAUUCUGAUUCUCAACUUUAUGGUUACAUUGUGGACAGCACUGCUUUCUGUCAAGGGCACAGCUUACUCAUGUAAUAGUGUAAAGACACUGAUAGUAUACCAUAUUGUACAUAGGAAUGUACCCUUUCCCAUUUCAUACUAACAGGUUUUUCAGGUCCGAACUGGAUCACUGUCUUUCUUUUGUAACAUAUGAUUUUAUGAUGUAAUUACAUUAGAUGACUUUGUUCCAUCAGAAGAUGAUUUCUCCUUUUUAUAUUUGAGAAACCACUUUUUUUUUAUUUUUUACCCACACAAAUCACUGAAAACAAUGUGCCUCAGUAACAUUCUCACCAUCGACACGGAGAAUGCUCACCUGAUCAUUGGUACCUUGUAAAUAUUUAGGUCAAGGGCGUUUGUGUGUGCUGGGUUUAUUCUGUCAUUUUAUCUGGUUCGGGGGAUUAGUGUCACUCUUGUACUUUAUAAACAUAACUGUGUAGAUGCACUACGCACAAAGCAAUGCUUUAUUAUGCCAGGAGAAAGAGGAUGUAAAUGAAACACACACAGCAACGACAGGUUUAUUUGCUAUGAUGUUCAUAAAUGACUUUUUUUUUCACUUCACUUUAUUAAAUGCCUGUAUUUAAACCAG